GCAGCGGAAAAAAAGAUGUCCGCCCCGCACGCCUCCCCCUCCGCCUCUGAGCUAGAGCUCGCGCGGGCGCAGUGCCGCGCGCUGCACGACAGCCUCGCCGCCUCGCCCUCGCUGCCGCGCCACCCUGCUCUGCGCUCCCUCCUCCGCCUCGUCGCCGGCGAGCUACGCUUCAUCACCUCGAGUACUAACCACCCCGACCCCAGCAUCGGUAGGCCACUCUCCUCCAACCUGCCCCACCUCGCGGCGCUCCACAUCCUACUCACUCACCCCGCCGUGCGGUCGCCGUCCCGCCUCUCUCCGCUCCCGGGCGUGGACUUCGCGUGCGCCUUCCGCUCCCGCCCCGCGUGGGUGCUCCUCUCCGCGCGCAACCCGACAGGGCUCCGUUGGGUCCCCGGUAACGGCUUCCACUCCCGCGUCGCGGCGGUGCUCGAUGCGGCGCGCUCAGCUCCGCCCGCCAUCCGCCCUGAGAAGCUGGUCCUCGCCUUCGCCCGCGGCGUCGGCGCGGACAUCGUGUGUGGGCUCGCUGACGGGUUCGGGGCCGUGGAGAUCGACUUGCUCGUGGAGUUCGUUGGCGAGUCGGAGGUGGACGGCUGGGUUAGCGUCAGCUUUCACUCGAAUGAGGAGAUGAGGAGCUUUAGGGCGUUCGAGAUUGACGUCCUGGAUGGCGGUGGUGAAUUGUUGUCACCGCCACCGCCCCCGGAGGUCCAGGUGGAGGAGGAGGAGAGCGUGGAAGGAUUGGAGGGUUCGUUUGGUGACCUUUUGGGGAUGAUGAGGAUGGACUCGAUGGACCUGUUGAAUUUAGACACGACUGCUCUUGUUGCCAUAGUGUCAGGUAUCAGCAAUGGCGGAGUGGGAAAGCUGAUGGGUGCACCCGAGGCGGAUACCAGGGCAAGGUUCAAGUGUAACUACAAGUUCGUCAUUGAUCAGGCGCAGUCUGAACUUCAAUCUCCAAUAUUUGUUGAGUUGGGAAAAGCAGUGGAUGGAAACAAAUGUAUCAUAUGUGAAACGGUUAGCUCAGAGUUCAAAGAAAUUGUUUCAAUGUGUGGUGGGCCUGAGGAGAAAACCAGAGCAAACCAGUUACUCAAACAACUUAUAAUUGUCCCAGACAGUCCUUCACAACGUAUGAUGGAUCUUCCAACAACAAGAAAGCUUGCGAUGAAGAACAAAGUUGUUUUUGGUACAGGUGACCGCUGGCGUGCUCCCACUAUGACUGCUAACAUGGGGUUUGUAAGAGCUGUUUCACAGGCUGGUAUGCCUUUGUUGACUGUUGAGCACAGACCUUGCGCACUGAUUGGCUUGUGAAGGAAGAUAGCCCAUAUUUUAGGUAUUCCAAAUCUAAUGUUAAGAGUCCUGAAACUGUAGUAACUCUAGGUGUUUGUUAUGCUUACAAAAUUUUUUGUUCUAAGUUAGGGCAUACCCGGAUAUCUGUACAUAAAUUUGUAGCUGGUCUCUGUAGUAACUGUAUUGUUUAUGCUCAGUAGUAACAUCUCUGAGGUUGAUGUUAGUAAAUGAUAAUUUAUAUCUGCAAAAGUUCUGUUAAAGAAUUGAGUUGACCUGUAGUCUACACUAAAAGGACAAGCAUGAGAAAUGAGAAGUUAAAACAUCUUUAGGCUGUA
Messenger RNA from Brachypodium distachyon (stiff brome), 1616 nucleotides. RefSeq lists its product as uncharacterized. Bases 16 to 1302 code for a protein of 428 amino acids. The record is from RefSeq and is a predicted model, not a curated record. Lineage: Eukaryota; Viridiplantae; Streptophyta; Magnoliopsida; Poales; Poaceae. The transcript is spliced from 3 exons.